AUGUCGCAGUCUCAGCUAGAUCCCCUACCGAGGGAUCUUCCCUUUCGUAUCAUCUCAAAAACCGUUGGCCGGGGUGCCUAUGCCUCCAUCAAGAAGGCCAUCCCUCUUGACUCACAGUCGCCUAUCUUCGCCGUUAAGCUUAUCCACAAGGGCUACGCCGUGAAACAUGGUCGCAUCUCCGCCAAGCAGCUGGCCAUGGAGGUUUCGCUUCACUCGCACAUCGGCCAGCACCCAAACAUCAUCGAGUGGUUUGCCUCCGGUGAGGACACUAUCUGGCGUUGGAUCGCUAUGGAGUUCGCUGAAGGUGGUGAUCUCUUCGACAAGAUCGAGGCCGAUGUUGGUGUUCGUCAGGACAUUGCCCAGGUCUACUUCGUCCAGCUCGUCAGUGGUGUCAGCUUUAUGCACUCCAAGGGAGUUGCCCACCGUGAUCUCAAGCCAGAGAAUAUCCUCCUCUCCCAGGAUGGCUCCCUCAAGCUUGCUGACUUUGGGAUGGCCACCAUGUUCGAGUACAAGGGCCAGCGCAAGUUGAGCUCGACACUCUGCGGUAGUCCCCCUUAUAUCGCCCCUGAGAUUCUCGCCUGCGGCCGCGCCGAUAGGAAGUCUCCCAGCACCUCAAAGUACUCCCCUGACCUGGUCGAUGUCUGGUCUUGCGGUGUUAUCCUCUUCGUCCUGCUAGUCGGCAACACGCCCUGGGACGAGCCAUCCAAGAGCAGCUGGGAGUUCCAGGAGUAUGUACGCAACUCUGGUCGCAGUUCUGAUGCGUUAUGGCAAAGAAUACCGGCAGAGGCUCUUUCUUUACUCCGCGGCAUGAUGUCCAUCGAUCCCCAAAAGCGCUUCAACUUCGCCCAGAUCCGCCAGCAUCCCUGGUACACUCGUCACAACGCCCUCCUCUCCGCCGAUGGCCGAGUCACCGAUCCAAUCAACCUUGCCACCCAGAUGCUCGAGAAUCUUCGCAUCGACUUCAGCCAAAAGCCCAGGGCCUCCCAACCGACCUCAAGCGACAGCAUGGACGUCGAUACCGGCCUCAACGCAGGCCGCUUCUCCUCCACCCAACCCGAGGUUCCCAUCGCCGACCAUGACUGGGACUGGGAACGUCCGGCGCUCCGUUCCAUGGCCGCCCCGGCGUCUUCUCUACCAUCUCGCGCUCAGGAUGCACGCCGCAUGAUGCUGGAUUCCCUUGCCGACGAACCGUCCAUGUCCCAGUUCUCUCACACCCCUGGUCCCUCCAUGUCCCUCACCCAGCAAGCACGACGCUUCCGCGACAUUUGUCCGCCGGAGGCCCUGACUCGCUUCUUCUCCGCUGUACCGCCCGCACACAUCAUCCAGAUGCUUAGCGACGCCCUCCACCAGCUCAACGUCCCUCUCGCUCCUGUUUCUCCUAACCUCUACAGUAACCCAAUCGCCACCAUCAAGGUCAAAGCCCUUGACGGCCGCCAGCAGAGCCUGCACGGCGAGAUUCAAGUCGACAAGCAGCCGCUGCCAGACGGUACCGAGGUGCUUGAUGUGCGUUUCGUCAAGAUCAAGGGUGACCCGCUAGAGUGGCGCCGCUUCUUCAAGAAGGUGGUAGUCUUGUGCAAGGAUGGAGUGUAUGUCCCAGAUGCCUAG
This is a messenger RNA of Ilyonectria robusta, 1605 nucleotides long. Its product is annotated as kinase-like domain-containing protein. Gene Ontology annotation, molecular function: ATP binding; protein kinase activity. Gene Ontology annotation, biological process: protein phosphorylation; mitotic G2 DNA damage checkpoint signaling. Bases 1 to 1605 code for a protein of 534 amino acids. Gene Ontology annotation, cellular component: cytoplasm; nucleus; site of double-strand break. The record is from RefSeq and is a predicted model, not a curated record. The transcript is spliced from 2 exons. NCBI's taxonomy places the organism in Eukaryota, Fungi, Ascomycota, Sordariomycetes, Hypocreales, Nectriaceae.